AUGUUCUCGCUGGCCCUCUCUCUGCUCGACUCCCCAACACCGUCCAUCUCACAGGAAGCCUCAUUUUACCCGCCACUAAGCUCCCUCUCAUACAUCACCAAUUCCGAGUAUGGGACAUUUGGCGGUAUUUUCAGUGCACCCGCUCGAGAAGCCACAGAGAAUCUGUCUGGCUCUUAUGAUUACUGCACCAUGCCUCAUCCUAGCCCGGAGAGCUAUCAAUCUCCGCCUCCCGUCUAUAACCACUCCAUCGACGCACAGUUAGUGUAUGUGGAGUACAUGCAGCGCCACCAGCGACGCACAGCAUAUAACAUUCUUCCUGGUGGCGAGGACCAACGAUACGAAUGUGACGACGUCAAUCCGUACCUGUAUGCCGGUCCUACAGACGAAGAUUUGUCGCGCUCACCGCUCCCCGUCUAUGCGCAGACAUACACAGAUGCCAGCAAUCCGUUUGUUGCCAGCUAUGUUAAUGGCACUUGCCAAUAUCCGCAGCUCACUAUCGGUGGGGUAUUAGAUGGCUACCGACAUGGCCGUGAUCUUUGGGGAGUGUACGGCGAGAAAAUGGGUCUCUUACCGACCUCCCCCAAGGCACCCGCGGUGUGGUUUAGGUCUAGCAGCUCCGCGUUGACGCAGGAUUCUGCUGGUGCCGUCCUGCGUGGCAUCUGGCCCGAUUACCGCGGAUCGCUGCCACUACACCAGCAAGCUGCUGCUGUGGACACUGUCAAUGAAGGGUUCUCGUGUGCCGCCCGUUCCCAACUGCUCUCGAUCAUCCAGUCGAGCGAUGAGUGGAAUCAGCAUCUUGCGAUCACUCAGCCGUUGCGAAGUCGGCUCGGCACCCUCUUUGACGCAAACAGUAGUGACUGGAUGUCCACAUUUGAUCACUUCGCGGAUAAUUUCCAGGCGCGGCUAUGUAACGGAUACCGGUUACCAUGCAGCCGUAGCGAUCCCUCUGCGUGUGCCACUACUGCCGACGCCGACGAAGUCUUUCGGGCUGGUGAUUGGGAAUGGAAUUACUGGUGGAAUCAAAACCGCAAUGCGUCGCAGUACAUUCAAUUAGUGGAAGGGCUUUUUUUGCGGGAAAUUGUGGGACGACUAGAGGCGACUGCUCAGGGGUCCCUUGAUCGAGUGUACACGCAUAACUUCGUCCAUGAUGGUGAUUUAGGCCCCAUUUUAGGCGCUCUCGGGAUUGAACAGUUGCGAUGGCCCGGAAUGGGGUCCAAUAUCGCAUUUGAAGUGUGGCAAACAUCCGAUUCCCAGUCUUUUGCCCGUGUCCUUUACAGCGGGCAUGCUCUACGAACAGCUCAUGGUACCCUGGAUUGGGUUCCUCUCACCGAUGUGGUCGAUCGGUUGAAAGCACAUGUCCCGGAUGACAUCAUAGCCAUGUGCAAGGUCUAA
Molecule: messenger RNA, 1392 nt
Organism: Penicillium lagena
Lineage: Eukaryota; Fungi; Ascomycota; Eurotiomycetes; Eurotiales; Aspergillaceae
Product: histidine phosphatase family protein
Exons: 3
Coding region: 1-1392 (463 amino acids)
Biological process (GO): dephosphorylation
Molecular function (GO): phosphatase activity
Source: RefSeq, a predicted model, not a curated record